This is a messenger RNA of Thamnophis sirtalis, 2942 nucleotides long. Lineage: Eukaryota; Metazoa; Chordata; Lepidosauria; Squamata; Natricidae. The record is from RefSeq and is a predicted model, not a curated record.
CACCAUAUUUUGCAAGAUGAGAGAGCCUCCUCGACGCCUUUGCUUUUGUUUGAAUGCUCACGCAUUUUGAAGGGAGGUCGGCGUCACAGAGGUGGUGGCCUUGAGUCAGGUUGCCUUGCAAAAUCAUGUAAAAAAAGAGAAACACCCAAAAACAGCCAACGGCCAAGCGGGAUCUGUCCCCAUUCCCACCAGGGGCUCUUGGGAAGCAGCGCCCGAUUUCCUAGGGAUCCUUGAUCAGGCCUUGGCAGGAGGAGGAUGAAAGGUGCCACAGGAGCAGCUGAAGAAGACAGCAGCUGAAUUUGAAUGCACAGAAGAUUUGUUUGAGUGAGCAAACUGUUUUUUCUUGUUUGGCUUCUGUCAAGUUCAGCGAUUUAGGCAACCCCCUUGGAUUUCAACAAUAUGGGUAUCCCAUAUUGUAUCUGUUGGUGGUCAAACAAGAGAACUGUGGAGAUUGCUUUUAAAAGACCCAUAUUUCUUGGCCUAUUGAAAAUCAGGUUGGAACCCUAGUUGGCUCUGGGAAAGUGUUCAUGGUCAAUGCUAGAAUGGAGGACCCCGAACGCUCCCCUAUCUCAGACGUGAUGGACAGGUCAUCUGACGACAGAACAAAGGAAGUGAGCUCUGACUCUGGAGAGUGCUUGAAACAGACUUGGGAUCUGCUUGCAUUUUCUGGAACUUGCCAGGCUGGAAAUGCUGCUACCCCUCCUCCUUUGGCUCUUGGAGAGGACAGGUUGGAGGGUGUUCACUGCAGGAAUGAACCCCUUUCUGAAAAAUCCAUUCCAGUGUUAAUGCAGAAUAAUUUUGAAGUAUUGCACCCUGAACUGGGCCACCCUGUUUCACAAAGCUUGGACUUCUCUGAGAGAUUUGGACAGCCUCUUGAGCCGAUAGAAAACUUGAAAACUCAGGAUAAGUGUAGUAAUGAUGCUACCCAGUCUGUUUUUUGGGCUGGUAUUCUACAAGCUCAGAUGUGUUUCUUAGACCUUCAAGAGGAGUUGGACAGGCAGAAAGAACCUCUGCAGACUUGCGGUGUGAAUUCUGAAUCCCUGGACACAGCGAUCAUCGACGAACCUUUACUCCUGGAAAGUGAUACUGAGGAGGAGCCAGAAGAGAAUUUAGAGAAAGACGAGGAAGAAAGUGAGGAGGAGGAAGAAGAGGAGGAGGUUGAAUGUUUAUUUUUCAAUAACCCACUCUUUCAGGAAAGUCCUCACUUAACCAGAACUUUUGAAGGACAAGUCCCAUGGUCACAACCAGAAAGGGAAACUUCCACAGAGAACUACGAGAAAAAAGUAAAAAGUGAAGUGGACGCUGGAAACCACAAUGGUGCCUUGUUUUCCCAGGCCAAUGCGGCAAUGAGCCCUGUGGCCAGGAAUUAUUUUUCUGUCUGUGAUCCAGAUGCUAAUGAGCACACAUCCAGCUAUUCUUUCCCAAGCUAUGUGCCCCAUUAUCGCUCCUUUUCUCCGUUGUUGAUUACAGAAAAAGAUCUCGAAAUCACCUGCUCUUUGGCAGAGGAUUCAGAGGAUGAGGAUCUCCCCCGAGAAGAUGCUCUGGGAAGCCUCACUGGAUCCCCUCCGAGGAGAUGUUUCCUGGAUCCCCUCCCAGGGGAGGUUCUGGAAAGCCUUCCUCCGGAGCCAUCUGCAUAUUUGCCGGCGGAAGGCCUGCUGUUUUCUGCCUCCAGCACUUCUCUGAUGUCUGCUUUGCUGCAAGAGCCUACGAAGAGCUACCCCCCUGCCCAGCCCACACCUCCAGGGGGGAGUUGCUGCAUCACCUCCAACUUCCAGGUCCCCUCAGCUCCUGCUGCAGAGCAGAAUCUGCAGCAAGAGAGGUCUGAGCCACAAGCAUCACCCCAUGGCCACCCUUCCUCUUCCUGCAUAUGGUUAGAGGAGCCUGAAAGAACUUCCUCUCUACAGAAGGACGUCAGCGGAGCAGAUGUGUGCUCCAUCCCACUUUGUGGUGUAGAGAGGAAGCGAGGCGGCUCAGUAGAAAGGCUCAAGAUGGUGGAAUUGCCAGCUAUGCAAAGCGAUGGGAGGCCGAAAGGCGGAGAGGAAGAGCCCAUGUUAUACUGCCCUGAAGAACCUGCGGGGGAGUUUGGCAGAACGGGGGGGAGUCUGCCUGCCAAGGUCCCGGCAGAACCGAAUGGCACCCUGCUCCUGGCCAACGGCACCUCUGGAGACCUGGCCGGGGCACACAGGCUGGCAGCUCGCCUCUAUCACCUGGACGGCUUCAGGAAAUCUCAGGUGGCUGCUUUUCUGCGGAAGAACAACACCUUCAGCCAGAUGGUUGCUGAGGCCUACCUCUCCUUCUUCCGCUUCUCUGAGCAAACGCUGGAUCAGGCCCUGAGGUCCUUCCUGAAAUCCUUCGUGCUGACCGGGGAGACGCAGGAGCGGGAGCGGAUCCUGAUGCAUUUUUCUCAGCGCUACCACUGCUGCAAUCCCGAGGCCUCUCUUAGUCCGGAUGCCGUGCAUACGCUCACCUGUGCCAUGAUGCUCCUCAACACUGAUUUGCAUGGACAGGAUGAGCAGCACUUGGAGAUGUCUGGCUCAGAGGAGCUCAUUGGAGUAUCUCAUGCCCUGGCAGAAAAAGCCAGCAAAUACACCAAACGGCCACAUGUCUUCCGGCUUCAGACUGCAGACUGGCACAUCUUCCUCUUCCAAGCCCCAACUCCCGAAGAAAUGACUUCAUGGAUUUCUCGCAUCAACCUUGUGGCAGCCAUGUUCUCUGCGCCACCUUUCCCUGCCGCAGUGGGCUCCCAAAAGAAAUUCAUAAGGCCCAUUUUGCCAAUUACUCCCUGCAAGAAUUCCAUAGAAGACCAGCACCUGGCCCACGAAUCCUGCAUGGACAGGGUGGCCCAUGAACUGAUGGAGCUCCAGCGGAAUCUGCCAGAGAAACGUGGGCGUGGGAGGGAUCUGGAGGAGUACCAGCUCAGAAAGGAGUACUUGCUUUACGAG